GAAUUCAUGGCACCUCAGUCUUCACCAUACAUUAACAGUACUAGUGGAACGAAGACGGCAAUUCCUCCAUCAAGGAAUCUUUUCUCUCCUGGCCAAAAAUUCGAAAUUUACGUAUACUUCUCUGAUUCAAUGGACAGGUUCAACGCGUUUAAUGAUGAAGCAGCAUUAUUUUGGAAAGAAACUGAUCUUGUAUAUGGUGACUGGACUUCGGGCCCAAAUGGUGAUGGUUCUCGUUUGAAAUCUUCUACUUUCCCCGUUCCUCAAGUACUACUUAAUAAUGGAUCUCUCUACCUACAUGUUUUCGUUGUUAAAGAAGGCCAGUCGCCCAAUCCAAAAGACAGGCAUUACGUGAAACGAGAGGUUGUGUACAAUGUUCGACAGUUAAACAAGUUUAAAAAGAAGUAUUAUAAAAAAACCCAAAAUUUGUUGACUGGUAAGACCAAGCAAAGCGAAGAAGAGAGGCAGAAGGCUGAGGUGAUGUCGUACGAAGUAUUAAACCAUUGGCAUCCAAAUCUUACAAUUAAUCUCGUCGUCGAUCAAACUGCGUGGCAGAAAGGAGCGUUGCCGUCUCCUUUAGAUGAAGCUGUGGUCUUCGAACCAAUUAGCAAUACUUAUAAGCCUAUAUUUUUUUUCAAUGAUUAUUGGAACCUUGGUGCCGAUUUCAUGCCGAUCAAUGGAAGUGUUAAAGAAUUGAAUUUUACGCUUACUUAUUCACCUAUAUCACUUUUUAAGUGGCAGUUAUAUGCUUCACAACAGAUGCGAGGAAAAUGGUCUCAAAUGUUGGAAUCUGAUGAAGAACAAGAUUCUUUAAAACAAGCUUUAUUGGAAACUAGUCCUAUACUGCUCGGUAUCACCGCAGUCGUUUCUGUUUUGCACACAGUAUUCGAGUUUUUGGCUUUUAAAAAUGACAUCCAGUUUUGGAGAUCGCGAAAAAGCUUAGAGGGGUUAUCAGUUCGUUCAGUUCUCUUCAACGUUUUCCAGUCUGUUGUUGUUUUUCUAUAUAUAUGUGAUAAUGAUACUUCUUGGAUCGUAAAAUUAUCCGUCGGGAUUGGCUUAUUGAUUGAAGUUUGGAAGAUACCAAAAUGUAUGAACGUUGCAGUAAAUAAAAUUUUCAAUUUUCUUCCGAAGGUUAGCAUUUCUGAUAAAGGGUCGUAUGUGGUGUCUGAGACUAAACAGUAUGAUCAGUUGGCUUUUAAAUAUCUUUCGUGGGUUCUUUUUCCGCUUCUUGGUGGUUACGCAGUAUACUCCCUUGUUUAUGUAGAACAGCGGGGUUGGUACAGCUGGAUAUUGAGCAUGCUUUACGGCUUUUUGUUGACAUUUGGUUUUAUUAUGAUGACGCCUCAGCUUUUCAUCAAUUAUAAAUUGAAGUCCGUGGCACAUCUUCCAUGGCGAAUGCUUACUUAUAAGUUUAUCAAUACUUUUAUUGAUGAUCUCUUCGCAUUUGUUAUUCGGAUGCCAACCAUGUACAGAUUAGGGUGUUUCCGCGACGACAUAGUUUUUUUGGUGUAUAUUUACCAACGAUGGAUCUACCGAGUUGACCCUAAGCGUGUAAAUGAAUAUGGAGUUUCUAUGGAAAAUCCGGAAGGAGAGGAACCUUUGGAAGAAGAGCGUAGGCAUCUUACUUUGAAAGGAGAUACUUCAGCGACCACAGUGUCCGGUGACUCUCAAAAAGCUACGCUAGAGUCGAAGAAAGAUCAGUGA
Molecule: messenger RNA, 1701 nt
Organism: Enterobius vermicularis (human pinworm)
Lineage: Eukaryota; Metazoa; Nematoda; Chromadorea; Rhabditida; Oxyuridae
Source: the annotation of a GenBank genome assembly